Messenger RNA from Pelobates cultripes (western spadefoot toad), 8669 nucleotides. The record is from the annotation of a GenBank genome assembly. Lineage: Eukaryota; Metazoa; Chordata; Amphibia; Anura; Pelobatidae.
AUGUCAGGUGAAUUAUCUCUAAAUAUUAACAUCAAGGAACCGCGCUGGGAUCAGAGCACCUUCGUUGGAAGGGCCAAGCAUUUUUUUACAGUCACUGAUCCGAGGAAUAUCCUUCUGCCCGAUGAACAGCUGGAGCACGCAAGGCAGAUCGUUCACGACUACAGGUACAGACUGCUACACAGUAAUAUGCAUAAACUCUCUUCCUUGUUAUUGGAACGAGCAUUCCAUAAACGAAUCAAAUAUAAGUCUAAGGUGUCAGUCAUUCUCAAUAGAAGAAUGCACAUUUCUCAAUGAAAAUGGGAAAUGAUCAAAAUGUCUAUGCUUUUAUUUAUCCAUUUGCUUAAAGUGUGCCUAUUCUGGUACAUGCCACUAAUGUUUAAUGCUAGGAAAUGUAUAGAUUUUAAUUACACCUUAAAGGGACACUAUAGGCACCCAGACGACUUCAGCUUAUUAAAGUGGUCUGGGUGCAUUGCCACGGUCUAUCAAUAACUGCAAUAAUUAAAGAGGUUAAUUCAAUUUUGUAUUUCUAGCACUAUAGUUUCCCUUUAAAAUAUGUGACCAACCUUCCCUCAUCCAACUCAGUAUGGACCCUUGGGGUGAGUGAACAUUCCACACUGUAUGUUUAAUGCUUCCAUAUGACAGAUUUAAAUGAAGAGUCAUUAUGGAACUUCCAUAACAAUCAGAAAAAAAGUUAAUAGUGUAACUUGGCUGCUGAGAUUGUGGCUAAUCCGCAACCACGGUGUGUUUGUCCUCAUAUGUACUGUUAGAGUAAAGCUCGCAGUGAUCCUACUAGCUAUUAUCAGAAUGAAAAUAAGAAUAUGUCCGUUUUAGUCCUCAUCAAUGAUUUUAAUUCAUAAUGGAUUCUGUGGCAACCUUGUAAGUUCCUGGUUUACCCAGGGGCAUUGACCUUCAGCGUGCAUAAGGCCAAGUGUGAGAGCUAAUAGUGUUAUCAAAAAGUAAACUUUGGGAAAAUGUUUGUCACAUUGUAAUGUUUAUCUUGUAACAAGUAGUAAUGCAGUGCCAGCAUUUAAAUGGGAUAUGCAGGUUUUAUAUCUAAUUUUAUUCCCUGAGUCUUAGUUUAUCUAUGAGACUUUUUAGUUUGCAUCUUUUAUGAUAUCAGGCUAUCAAGUGUUUAACUGUACUGCAGUAAUCAGUAAAAUGCUGAGUGAUAUCUUUAGUUAUCCACAUAAGGUCAAUCGCACCACUUCUGUUUCUAUUCUAUACAAGGCAGGGCAUUGUGAACCCAACACUCACUGAAGAUGAACUAUGGAGAGCAAAAUAUGUGUAUGAUUCAGCAUUCCACCCAGACACUGGUGAAAAGAUGAUAUUAAUCGGAAGAAUGUCUGCUCAAGUACCAAUGAAUAUGACGAUCACUGGCUGUAUGAUGACUUUCUACAGGUAAGAAAUUAUACUGAUGUCCGUGAAGGCUGCAUGUGGUUGUCUUACAAGGAAAGCAUUACCACAAUCAUGCAAUUUGCUUAUCAUGAUUGUUACCUGCGUAGUUGGAUCAGACCAAAAGCUUAACAUUGACUGUAAAGUUUUGACCUUUGGGUCUUGUCGACAUGGAUUUCUGACUUUAAAAUGACUUUAAAGAGACACUAUAGUCACCAGAACAUCUACAGCUCAUCGUAUUUUUUUUUUUUCUGGUGAGUAUGAUCAUUCCCUGCAGGCAUUUUUAUGUAAACAGAGAAAAGGCAGUGUUUACAUUGUCCCAUAGGGAUACCUACAGUGGCCAUCUGAGGAGUGCUCACUGGAGGUAUCCCUAGGGGGCAAUGUAAAUACUGCCUUUUAUUUGGCCACUGAAGGUGUUUCCGGCCAUUCAGCGUCUUCACGCUUUGCAUGGAGACACUGACUUUUCCUCAUGAUUUAAUGUAUCUCUAUGAGAAAAUGCUGCUUGGUCAAGCCGGUGUUUGGUCCAGCCUCCUUGUUGAUUUCAGCCAAUCCAAUGCUUUCCCUAAAUGCUGAUCAGCAAGGGGGGCGGAAAUAAGGUAGGUUCUCCUACCUUUUAACGGGGCUAAGGGGGGACAAGCCACCUAAAUGGUGGUUUUCACACUAUAGGGUCAUGAAUACAUGUUUGUGUUCCUGAUCCUAUAGUGUUCCUUUGAGGUCAAAGUAGUCGCAGCUGGAAGAAUAGUGGAUUUGGCAGUUUUAACUAGCUUGGCUAUUCAAUUAACAACAAUGUUCAUCAUAAUGAAUAACCCUGUAAAUUAUAUAUUCACAUUAAUCAAUGGCAACUCUUAACACAGCAUUUUCAGUACUUAAUAACUCCAGCAACAUCAGAAUAAGCACCAUGCCGACGAGACUCGUAAUUGAAGUGUACUGUAGUUCUUUUGCUUGCGUUCUCUCUACUUUCUGCUCUUUUGCAUCUUUCACUUUCAGAACCAUUUUAUGCUAAUUACGCCACCCUGCCCCCCUUUCCCCAUCACACCAAUAAUAGACACGAAUAGGGAGCUGUGAUGCCUCUGCUAUGCUAUACAUGGUAUAUGUGUGUCAUGGCGUGUGUGUGUCUGUCUGUCCUUCAUGAUGUGUUUGUUUAGGUUACCAGACCCCUUCCGUUCACAAGGGAAUUAUGUUUUAUUCACUUUUUAGUUUUUUACGCCAUGCUGGUCUCCCCUCAACUGGCCCUGCCUCUAUGGCUGAGAUUAUCAAGCUAUAUGAUCUCAACUAAUCCAAUGUUUUGCCAUAAGAUUGUCUGCAAAACGCUGCAGCAAUCAGCAUCUCCUCAUUGAGAUGCAUUGAAUCAAUGCAUCUCUAUGCGGAACGUUCACCUACUAUGCAGGAAGCACCUCUAGUGACCGUCUGAGUGACUGUCACUAAAGGUGUCACUAGGAAGCAAUGUAAACACUGCCUUUUCUCUGAGCCUCACAUCCAGCCUGUUGUCAAAUCCUGCCAAUGCCACCUUAAAAAUAUUGCCUGCAUCCACCCCUUUCUUACGCAAGACGCUACACAGGAGCUUGUCCAUGCUCUAGUAAUCUCUUGCAUGGAUUAUUGUAACUCUCUCCUAAUUUGUCUUCCCAUUAUCUGUACUGCCCCACUACAGUCUGUACUGCUCUCCCCUCUAUCAGUCCUUACAUUGGCUUCCUGUGUCCUAUAGACAUCAAUUCAAAGUACUAAUUCACAUCUAUAAACACUGAACAAUUCUUGCCCCUCCUAUAUCUCUUCGCUGAUCCAUGGUAUGCCCCUUCUCGGCUUCUCCUCUCUGCCCAUGACCUUCUCUUGUCCGCUGCUCACACCGUAUGGCCAACUCACGCUCACCAGACUUCUCACGGGCGUCUCCUUUCCUUUGCAAUAGCCUGCCUACGCCCAUCAGACUCUCACCUGGUCUUCGAUCAUUUAAAGGACCACUAUAGGCACCCAGACUACUUCAGCUCAGUGAAGUGGUUUGGGUGGUUUUAACCCUUCAGAUGUAAACAUAGCAGUUUCAGAAAAACUGCUAUGUUUACACUGCAGGGUUAAUCCAGCCUCUAGUGGCUGUCUUCCUGACAGCCACUAGAGGCCGCCGCGAUUUACACAGAGUAAAUCACACUUAUUUGACGCUGGACGUCCGCACAGAGUCCAGCAUCAAAAAAGAUCCCCAUAGGAAAGCAUUUUCUAUGUGCGCGUUUGAAUGCGUGCACGCCUCUGGCCACGCAUGCGUAUUAGGCUCCACGCGGGAACUGACGUCAAUGGAGGAGGAGAGGUCACCAGUGCCGAGGGAGCCCAGCGCUGGAUUAAGGUAAGCAAAUAAAUGGUUAAUUUACCAUUUAUUCGCCACGCAUCGGGGCUCUAGUCACCUAAGCGGUGACUAGGGCUCUAUAGCAUUAGGAACACAUAUUUGUAUUCCUAACGCUAUAGUGUUUCUUUAAGAAGUGCCGCAAAACCCAUCUCUUCAGGAAAGCUUUUGGCCUGCAACAGUAAGCUCUACCUCACAUACCUGUCCUUUGCUCUUUCCUAAAGUGCAGAACUCCACUCUCUCCUCCAGAUCUGCUUCAUUCCCACCUUGUUAGACUGAUUUUUCCUGUCCUAUUGUGUUUUAUACCCCACCUCCUCUAGACUGUAAGCUCAUUUGAGUAGGGUCCUCUUCAACCUAUUGUUCCGGUAAGUUUUUGUAAUUGUCUCAUUUAUUAUUAAAUCUCCCCCUCUAAUAAUAUUCUGAAUUGCUACGGAAUAUGCUGGCACUAUAUGAAUAACAAUAAUAUUCAUGUAAUUUUUCUUUUAUAAUUUUUCUUCACUUGUGGAAAUAUAGAUUAGUAAUUUGCAUGUUUUUAAAUAUAGGUUACUUUUGUGCUAAAUAUAUUGAAUUAAAUUGGGCAUGGUAGAGACAUUCUCCAUUUUCUUCAUACAAAUUGGUACAUUUUUAGAAUGUGUGUUGAAUACGUUUGAAAAAUAACUUCUAAAAUAAGCAAUUUUUUACUUAGACGGGUUAUAAGCUGGUUAUAAAAAAAGUGCUGCCUAUUACAAUAUAUAUUUACACACAUACAUUUUCCUUUUCAAAUUGUAUUUAUUCAAUUUCCACAAUAGAUUCUUGUAUUUAAUGUAGAUUAUCUUGUUUUCAGCUUGCUAGAGAAACCAGAAAAUGUAUACAUCUGUCAAAAGAUUCUUAUAAAAUGGCUAGACUUUGCAGAUGUGAAUUCUGCUAGAACACAGAUGUCCAAAUCCAGCCUUUCAAGCGACUGCCUAUUAGCCACGUCAAAAGAGCCUGUAAAUGCUAUCUGCUGUUUUUUCCAUUUUUAGAACAACACCAGCCGUGGUCUUAUGGCAGUGGAUUAACCAGUCCUUUAAUGCCAUUGUUAACUACACGAACAGAAGUGGCGAUGCUCCCAUCACUGUAAGGUAGGAAUGAUGCAUACUACUGAAUCAUGUGGCCUCAUAUUGUACUUUUAGGCCUUAUCCCGGAAUACUGACUUGCGCAGCGUUACCUCUUUGGAUUCUUGCCCUUUGCAGAAAGGCUAAAAGGUGACCUAAAAAUGAUAAUGCUGAGUGACAUGUCAUGAAAAGUAAAACUGUGUGCAAAGUUAAGAAUGAGCAGAUCAUUUGUACCUAUAUGCACGCUAGUUUUCAUUUUAUGUAAUAUAUUCUACUAUGGUUUAAAGGACCACACUGCAAAAAAAUUCUAAUUUCUUUUUUCUUUUUUUUUCUUUUUUUUUAAGUGAACAUCGCUGUUUAGUAGAUAUAUCCCCAAUGGAUACAUGCAUGUGCAUCAAGUCUGAACAGAAUAGGGGAGCAAGUAGAGCACACUUGCCAUUUCCGUUUGCUCAAGGGAGUUAACAGAAGGGGGGUGCAACCUCCCUUGCUGCUUGAGUGUCAGUCAAGGACAUAACUUAAAGAGACACUAUAGGCACCCAGACCACUUCAGAUUAUUAAACUGGUCUGGGUGCAGUGUCCCAGGUUCCUUAAGCCUGCAACGGUAAUUAUUGCAGUUUUUAAGGAGCAGAUGCGGAGCCUGAACCAGCACUGAGGGACAUCAGUGUUGGAAUUAGGUACACAUGGAGGGGGGGCGCUAUAGUGCCAGAAAAAAAAAAACUUUGUUUUCCUGACACUAAAGGUUCCCUUUAAUUAUAGACAUGCAGAUUUCUCAUGGAACUUUGCACUUUUAUUGAUUGGAGGUACAAUAUGAUGCUCCUCAUCUAUAAAGCUGAAGUGCUUUAUUUGUGUGGAGUGUUUUGGUUUUUUUUGUUAAUCAGUAUUGGAAUAGUUUAGUUCUGUUGAUUAACUUCGGGCUGCUUUGAGUCUUCUGUUGUCUUUUUCCUUCAUACUUUUUUCUGUUUUGUAUUCUAAGGAAAGACGUACAAAAUGCUGAUUUCAGAUCCCAGUACUCUUUGUUCUUUCUUCCCCUUCUGCGCAAGUGUUUGGGUUCAAUUUUUAAUGAAACCGAUAGAACCAUUCCAUUGUAUUUUUUUCGUAUUAUAAAAAAAUGUUACCUAUGAGAUUAUACGCAGUUUAUUUUUCUAGAGAUAAGUAAAAUAUUAGUUAUUGUACAUUUUCCAUGCAUGAGAGAAUUACAGUUUGUGCCUUAACUUGUCAUUUGUCCAUCCACAUGUUUGUCACUAACAUUUUGGGGAGUUAAGGGGGUAUUGAACACUGGCAAUUAAAUAUAUAUUUAUAAUCGCAUAUAGUAAGUUUCAUGUUUGGAAUGCUAUCAUUUCACCACGUGUCCGUUAUCUAGUAGCCUGUGAGACUUUUAAAGGCAAUAAAUAAUUUCCUAGAGUACUCUCAGGCAUAGUCAUAGCGGGAACUAUAUAUUUAUUUAUUACAACCAUGGCAUGUAACUGAGUGUCUGGUCACACAGACACCUGUCUAGGUUUUACUAUGGGGAAAGGGAAAUGCUCUAUAGCCAGCUCUGAUCAGGAUCACUAAUUUAUGCUGAAUUUAUGACGUACCAUAGAAAUGGAGAUGGAAUACUUGUGCCAAUUUAUGAGGGUCUUUGCUAUUAUAGGUAAUAGACUUAAACCCUUUUUAAGACUACAUAUUUUACCCAUUUACAAUGCCCUAUGGGGCAUUACUAUUGGGUCUCCAGCCCCUCAAACCUUGUAAAAAUGAUUUAAAAUGUACAUGAUGUCCAGCUGGUCUCCACUCCCACCACUGAUGUCAGCUCUGCACUUGCACGGUCCAAUCAUUGGCUUCUUAUAGAGAAGCCUGUGAUUGGACUCUUUCACUGGAUCAGAGUGCAUGCACACACUCCGAGCUGGGGUGGGAGGGAGAUAAAAAUAAAUAUAUAUAUUAUAUAUAUAUAUAUAUAUAUAUAUAUAUAUAUAUAUAUAUAUAUAUAUAUAUAUAUAUAUAUAUAUAUAUAUGUAUAUGUAUAUGUAUCGAUAAGAUGGAGCACUCAAAAGGACUUCAACACGGUGUAUUUAUUGUGACGAAAAGUUUACAACAUAGUGCAAAUAAUUCUGAUCAGAAUUAUUUGCACUAUGUUGUAAACUUUUCGUCACAAUAAAUACACCGUGUUGAAGUCCUUUUGAGUGCUCCAUCUUAUCGAUUUAUCUAUAUUUUGGACGUCGGAAGCACCAAAGGCAGUUGUAUUGGGAAUACUUCAGGGGUGAGUGCCUGAAUUAAUAAAUAAUAAAUAUAUAUAUAUAUAUAUAUAUAUAUAUAUAUAUAUAUAUAUAUAUAUAUAUAUAUAUAUAUAUAUAUUAUGUAUGUAUAUUAUCUCUAUCAUUUUUUUUUUUUUUCUUAUUUUUUUUUCUCAUGUAAGCAGGGGGAGUACACACAAUGAGGGAGGUGAAAACUAUAUUCCACAUGCAGGCAUGGCUAUUAUUACAUCUGUUGCCAGCACAUAAAUGACAGAUGUGUUUUAUGCACAGAAUUGACAUUCGCCAGUGUGAAACAGUGUUCUGGGCUGCCUAAGUCACAUGUGCUUGAGGUGGAACUAUCCUCCGGCACACAAUUAAAAAUAGCUCUGCAUGUGCAGUGUUGCAAGCAGAAACAGUGCACAUUCAUACUCCUACCACCAUGACCACUUCGAAUCACUGACGUGGUCAUGGUUCUUAGAGUAACCAUUUAAGGGCAUGCCAUUAAACACUAGCUGAAAGGUAUCUAUUGUUAAUUCUUCCUUCCUUUUUUUUUUUUUUUUAAGCUAGCUAUCAAAACAUAGUUGAGUGCCAGCAAUUAAGAACAGUUUUCCCAGAGUUUUGGUUUUGGUUUGUAUUCAUAUAAUUUUUAGUAGUUUUUUGAAAGGGAGAAUUUCAAUUACAAAGGAAUAUUUUGCAACCUAGCUGCAAAUUCAUUGUUCGUUUAUGUGCUAUUAAAAUUGUGUCUUAAGUUCUUAAUCUACUAAAUCUCCAUUUUUUUUCCUCCCAUUUCUCUGUUAUAUCAUGUAAUGCCUUUGGACUGGAUUUUUAACAUAAACUGACUAUACACAUGCAAACACCUCUGCCUCUUGUUGUUUUAGCCAACUGGGAACAGCUUAUGUUUCUGCCACCACAGGUGCUGUUGCGACAGCUCUAGGACUAAAUGCACUAACCAAGGUACUUGACAUUCAUAUUUGUUUUGUAACCUAAUUACCAGAAUUAACCUAUAUCCAUUUAACUUGUGUUCACUCUAAUACAAAGUAUACAUCCGGUAGCAUGUGACCUUGACCACAGAAUGCCAUGUAAAUUACUAUGGUCAAGACAUAUAUUGUUGGAGAAAAUAUGUGUUAUUAAAAAAGAAAUAAUUUUUGAUUCUGUGAGUUGAUGUGGAUUGGGGAAGGCCUGUAAUCACUUUAUAAUGAUUGUGUUACCAACAAAGUAGUCUGUCAUUGUUCUCGAACCCUGAAAAGGAAUCUGUCUGCAAAAUACGAGAGUCCUGUUUUAUCACCUUAGAAAUACAAAUUGCAUAUAUAUCAAUCAAAUGCGUAUAUGUAUAUACACAUGCCCACACAUAUUGGAAUAGCCUGCGGAUAGAUAUUCUGGUUUAAUCAGAGAAAGUUGUGUACAACCAGCAGUAAUUGUCAUGACGUGCUUUGCAUUAUCAGUGGUUUGAUAAUUUAUUUUCUUCUCUUAACAGUUUUAAUUUUAUUGUUUAAUCCUUCAAGCUAUGUGCCAUGUUCUUGGUUCUGAUAUUUCACUAAAUCAAGGUAAUAAUAAAAAAUCACCCAUUUUUGCUUUAUUUUUCUUUAGCAUGUCUCACCCCUAAUUGGAAGAUUUGUUCCCUUUGCUGCUGUAGCUGCUGCCAACUGUAUCAAUAUACCCUUAAUGAGACAACGGUAA